AUGAGCGCGCGCAAGGAGCGCGCGGCGCAGGAGAUCGACCACCUCGCGUACGUCCUGCGCGGGCGCGACGGUCCCGAGACGCGGAGCGCGCGACUCGGGGACAAUCGAUUCGAUUUCUUUCGAGGGAAAGAUUUCUAUCGCGUCCUGCGCGAGCGCGUCGACGUGCUCGAUGAGUACUGCGCCGUGGACGAGAGGCAGCGGCGAGAGAUGGAGGCGGACGCGGCGAAGCGAGACGAGGUGAACGCGAUGCGGAUAAAGCACUGCGGGGCGUGCCUGCUGCAACGGGGAUACAUCGUGCGGUGCGAGCGAGAGAUAAAACACGCGCGAAGCGGACGGGUGAAGCUGGUCAAGUUUCCGCAUUACCUGAUGCGAACGCGCGAUCAGACGUUCGUGGAGGAUGCGUUCUACGCGUGGACGUACGAGAUGCCGAUGAGCUGGAAGAGCGUGGUGCUGAGCGGAUUGUUCGCGGUGUUGGUGGUGGCGAUGUGCUUGUUUCCGCUGGCGCCGAUUUGGUUUAAAAAGUUGAUCCUGUACGUGUGCGUGGCGAUUUUGGUGACGUUUGCGGUGAUUUUCACCGUGCGGUUGGUGGUGUUCGUGGUGGUGUGGAUCUUUACCGGGGAACACUUUUGGAUCAUGCCGAAUCUGACGGACGAUACGGUGCCGAUUAACGAAAUCUUUUCGCCGAUGUGGGCGUUUGACGCGGAGGCGAAAAAGAUCGGUUUGGCGCAGCGCUUCGUGAGUUUGACCGUCGGCGGAGCGUUGGUGUACGGCCUGUACUCUUACGCGCCAGAAACCGGCGGCGCGGUGGCCAACUUGAACAGGGCGCACGAUUCCAUUUUGGACUUGUUCAACCUCAAGGACGGACCGAAGAGUUUGGGCGGCGGCGCGAACGCGACGGCGAACGCCACGAACGAGGGGAACGCCACGGUCGAGAUCGAGGUGAACGCGACCGUGGUGGAUGACGCGAACGCGACGAACGCGACGAACGCGACCGUGAUUCCGAGCCUGGACGAGAUUCUGGCGGAGGUCGGCGACGUGGAAGACGACGAAGAGGAACGAGGAACGAGGGACGAACUUUAA
Messenger RNA from Ostreococcus lucimarinus CCE9901, 1080 nucleotides. RefSeq names its product NSCC2 family transporter: translocation proteinSec62. Gene Ontology annotation, biological process: post-translational protein targeting to membrane, translocation. The record is from RefSeq and is a predicted model, not a curated record. Lineage: Eukaryota; Viridiplantae; Chlorophyta; Mamiellophyceae; Mamiellales; Bathycoccaceae. Bases 1 to 1080 code for a protein of 359 amino acids. Gene Ontology annotation, cellular component: endoplasmic reticulum; endoplasmic reticulum membrane. The transcript has a single exon.